This is a messenger RNA of Pangasianodon hypophthalmus (striped catfish), 1560 nucleotides long. Its product is annotated as F-box only protein 48. The record is from RefSeq and is a predicted model, not a curated record. Gene Ontology annotation, molecular function: protein binding. Lineage: Eukaryota; Metazoa; Chordata; Actinopteri; Siluriformes; Pangasiidae. The transcript has 3 exons. Bases 172 to 636 code for a protein of 154 amino acids.
UGUUUUCAGUACGGUUUCGAUACCUCCGCGCAUGCGCAGUGAGAGGAUAGGCGGUGUCCUGACGCCAUAGUUGUCAAUAAACAAGGCAUUUAAACGGUGAGCUGUCACUAAACCGAAACAAGCUGGAGAACCGGGGCUUUAGUUAAGAGGGGUGUACGGCGAUGCUGAGAGAUGCAGCAUGUCUCUAAAAGGAACAUCAACCCCCAUGCUGUUGGAGAAGAAGUCAUCUCCUUGAUGUCCAUCAGGAAUGGAGGACCAGAGCUGAACUUCACGGAGACGCUCCCUACAGAGAUGAGCGUGAGGAUCUUCGGCGAGCUGGACAUGAGGAGCCUGUGUCGCGCCUCGGUCACCUGCAAGCGCUGGAACGUGAUCAUCGAGGGCAGCGAUAACCUGUGGAGGAGCCACUGUCUGAGCACGCUGGCCGUCUGCCACAGGGAGGUGGACGGGGACCGGAGCGACGGACUGUCCUGGAAGGUGACUCUGGUGCGUAAUUACCAGAAGAGCUGCGUGAAGAGAAGAUGGUUAAAGGGAAAGUACAGCAACAUCCUCUGCGCUGAAGAUCUGCCCCCGAACAGUAUGUGUCCUCUGGAUGUGGAGACCUGGGGGGAAAUCCUGGAGGCAGAGCUCGAGAGAUAAAGAACAGACUUUUCCAGUGAUGAUGAAAUGCUGUAUGGACUACCUGCUGAGCACAAACAUAUCUGAAGCACUUGAUUUUACUCUUGACUGUGUAAAUAUGUAUUUUUUAAAAACAUUUUAAAGCGUAUGCUUUGUGUUAAAAAAUGAUUGAUGAAUGUUAGAAUUGCCAGGAUUUUUUGGCGUGAUUUUUUUCUUAUUCAUGCAGUUAAUCAGGACGGACUCUCGUUAUUUAUAUAGUGAGAAAAUUGUCAGAAAGGAGAGAUGGAACUGUAAAUCAAAGAUUUCAAAAUGGAAUACGCGUCACCUCGUUUUAUAAUUUCUUUCAUCAACAAUGAAAUUUUUUUAUUUUUAAGUUGUUUUUAUGUACUGUUAACAACUGAAAUCACUUCAUUAUUAUUAUUAUUUGAGUAUUUUUUUUAAAUGUAAUAUAUUACCUAUAUGUUAAAUUAUCUUGCUAAUCUUCAUAUCUAAUGUUGCCACUAUUGCAUGAAAAAAAUCUCACAAUAUACUAUGCUGCUCUUUUUUUUCAUUUCUUUUCAUUAAAUUCAAAACUUGAAUAAUGAACUUUUUCUUUUGAUGCAUUUUACUAAUUUCUUUUUCUUUUUAAGCAGAACUAAAGUAAAACCCAUUUAAAUGUGUGCCGCAUGUCAAUUUGGGGAAAAUGUAAAUCAGGUUUUAUAAUAACAGAGAGAAAAUACCUCAUUUAAUGCAAACGGAUCAAUCGUCAGAUAUUUUCAUGAUGUAAAUGAUGUUGUCUGAAUUGAUUAUUGAUCUGAAAUGCAUAAGGGGAAAGUGUUGAUUACAUAUUCAGGAUAUUUUGCAUUUAGGGCAUUGGGCAGGUUAUUUAUCCUUUAACUAAUGAAGAAAGAACAAAACAAAUUUGUGAUAUGCUUCUACACAUUAAAAAGUGCUAAACUAGGAUUU